This is a messenger RNA of Anguilla anguilla (European eel), 2726 nucleotides long. Its product is annotated as vasculin-like. The record is from RefSeq and is a predicted model, not a curated record. Gene Ontology annotation, cellular component: nucleus. Gene Ontology annotation, biological process: positive regulation of DNA-templated transcription; DNA-templated transcription. The transcript is spliced from 11 exons. Bases 1196 to 2446 code for a protein of 416 amino acids. Gene Ontology annotation, molecular function: RNA binding; DNA binding. NCBI's taxonomy places the organism in Eukaryota, Metazoa, Chordata, Actinopteri, Anguilliformes, Anguillidae.
UGACGAGAUUCUCGCGAAGCAUUGCGGACAGAGGCGCCAUUUUGGGAAGGAGAUGGGCAAAAGCGGCAAAAAUUAAAAACAAAAAGAAGAAUUUUUCGUCAUUUUUAACGAAUAUAGAAAUGCAGGAGUCUAAAACAACCCUUAAAAGACUGCCAUAGGCGGUGGACAAUUCUCGUGAAUCAGGCGAACUCUACCGUAACCCCUGUCUCCAGAAGAGACGGCGCCAGUCAAGGUUCUUGCGCUCAGAAUCGGUGCUGUCAUCUGUCUUUAACCACUGGCGAGCAAACGUCCUCGUUGUGUGCACGUCCAAGGCCGAGGAAUGCGCUGGUCGCUUGGGAAUCGUCCGAGUAACGAGCCGUCUUUGAACGACGCGGAUUUCCUCUGAAAUGGUCUGUAAAGAAAUGCGAGGGAAAGCGAGAAGCUGACUGCACGACACAACUCGACCUGGAAGCCGUGUUGUUGUGUUUGGACAUUGGUAUUGGACUGCAAUGUAGCAUCAGUUCACGGAAUUACUUGAUCCUCAUUUAUUCCCUUUGGAGAGGUUCCUCUCUCACGCCCGUUAUUUCGGAGAAGCGAAACAUGCGCACUUUCAAAUGAAGGAGAAUUUAUUCGAGCUCUUAAACAUUUUCCUCCUAAUUAUGUAAUCGAUUCUAUUUGUGACUUCGUAGGUUGGAGGACAAUGGUGCAUCGGUAGUCACCCUUGUUUUCGUUCACCGGCUUAUGCAGUGGACUUUCACAUGUGAACCACCCCAGCACCCUCAGCCCCCUUAAAAAAGACACAGUUCAUGCCCAUGCUGGCCUUAAGGCAGUGCAUGAAAGCCCGACCUGUGUUAGGCCUAUAACCAAACAGGAGCUGCCAUCUGAGGAGCCAAGCAAGGGACAAAAUCCACACUGGGAUUGGAAUUGGAAAUUUGCCUGCGGAGGAUGGAAAGUUGAUCCGGGAUUUCUUUGCUCAAUAUUUACAGAAGGACCCCGAUCUGCAAGAUAAACCUGGAGAGCAGAACAGGGGGGAUUAUCUCCGCGCUUCUCCCAUCACAAAAAUCCCAGGGAACGUGCCGGAAGGGGUUGCGGAGGGGGGGGAGGGGAGGGGCUUGACUUGACGCAAUCGAACGAGGCCAUCUGUGCAGUCCUUCAUAGCUGGGACUGGAGAUGAGGUGUUGAUGCCUUGCUCACCUCUCUUGAGACAGAGACCUAAAUGGCGCAGCAUGAUUUUGCUCCAGCCUGGCUCAAUUUUCCCACACCGGCCUCAUCAGCGAAGCCGUCUCUGAGCUGCGAGAAGCCGCCGGAGGCCCCCGUUUGCCCGGACGGCCGCAGCGAUGUGAGUCGCAGACGACACAACUCCUCCGACGGAUUCCAGUCCCUCAAUGGACGCGCUGGAGGAAGUUACUCCAGGAAGGAGAAGAACGGCUGGAGGGGCCGGAACGGCAGCGAGGGCGGGGCCUCGCGGGCGGUGUUCCACGGCGGGGGGGGCCACGGGCGCUCCAGGCCCACGGCCCCCCAGGGGGGCAAGAACAAGGUCCUGCACGAGAGCAACUCCGGGCACAACGGCAGCGGCAAGCACGAGGAGGGCGACCCACGCAAGCAGUUCCAGGCUGAAGACUUUCCGUCUCUGAAUCCGGACGCGGAACGGGAGCUCAAUCAGAACAAAGCGGUAGCAGUGGGAGUAUGGGAGCACCCGCCGAAUCCCAAGUCCAGGACCUCUAAAAUGAUGGUGAUCAAGCGCAUGCCGAAGGAGGAGCCCAGCUCGACGCUGCCCGCCCCGGCCCACACCCAGCCCGCACCCCCCAAGAACGGGACCCCCUCCUUCUACAAGGGCCUGGUCCCCAAACCGGUCGCUGUCCCCGCUAAGGGCAGCCGCUCUUGCUCCUCCUCCCCCGUGGACAAGGCCAGCCAGCCGCGGCUGAUGAUGAGGCUGAGCCGCGCGCGCACAGACAGGAAGAGCCACUUCCUCAAGGCCCUGAAGCAGGACCGGGUGGACGAGGAGGACCUGGACAACCCCUGCAAGGACGACGAAGCCUUCCACGUGCAGAACAGCAACCUGGGCCACGGGGACGAGAACCGAAACCGCUUCGAGCGCCCCGCCCCGCGGGAGAACGGGAACGCCCCGCUCGUGGCCCGGCAACAGAUCCUCCGCUCCUCCACCUUCCCGCAGCCUGAGGUGCUGUCCAGCUCCCUGGAGGCGGAGCACAGGCUGCUGAAGGAGAUGGGCUGGCAGGAGGACAGUGAAAACGACGAGACCUGCGCCCCGCUCACCGAGGACGAGAUGAGGGAGUUCCAGGCCAUAAGCGAACAGCUGCAGAGGAACGGCCUGCGGAGGAACGGCUUCCUGAAGAACGGGCUCCCCUGCGACUUCCUGGGCUCCUGGCGGAACAGCACUUUCAGACCCACCGCCGAGGCAGAGGAGACCGAGACCAGCAGCAGCGACACCUCGGACGACGAGGCCUGAACCAGCGCUUCCGAAUGCCCCCCCCUCGCCCCCCUCCUUCCACUCACCCACACCACCGCCCCCCCAAAACCCCCUCAGCAGCCCUCAGCACCCCUCCGCCCUCCUGUGACCUUUCAGCUGUGGGGGGAAAAAAAAAAAACGGGGACUCCCUGUAUCUUUGCGAGUCGGAGAUCUGGAUCAUGGAAAAAAAAACCCCAGGGCGUCUGAAGGCCUGGGUGAGAACACUUGCUUAAACACGCUUUGUAAAGUGGCCCCUGUAGUUUAAAAAACGACAAAAAAA